Camponotus floridanus (Florida carpenter ant) is the source of this 4348-nucleotide messenger RNA. It is a transcript of the gene Ranbp16, whose product is annotated as exportin-7. Gene Ontology annotation, biological process: protein export from nucleus. Gene Ontology annotation, molecular function: nuclear export signal receptor activity; small GTPase binding. The transcript is spliced from 15 exons. The record is from RefSeq and is a predicted model, not a curated record. The coding region runs from base 750 to 4055 and encodes 1101 amino acids. Lineage: Eukaryota; Metazoa; Arthropoda; Insecta; Hymenoptera; Formicidae. Gene Ontology annotation, cellular component: cytoplasm; nuclear pore.
CGCUCACACACACGCGCGCGCACACCGGUUACAUCGAUCAUCUGAUCGCGAUUCGUGCUUCGUGGUUGUACUUCGUGGGUUUGUAUGUAAACCGCGGGAUCUCCCUGUGAUAAGCGUGUCACGUGAAAUUUUCAUUCCCUGCCCUGUGCACCCGAUGUCUCGGAAAGUACGGUAACUCUCUCUCUCUCUCGCUCGCCGUCCGUGUGUAUCCGUGUAUGUGUCUCCGUUAAGCUCAUCCGCGGAUACGUCAUCUCGACGCGUGUUUCUCUCGCAUCGCGGAGUCUCUCUCGCCGGGAGAGAUCGAGAUUCCCUCGGAGAGACGAGCGAGCGCGAAAACGGGCUCCGUUUCUGACGAACGGAACCCGAAGGCCCCCUCGAGUUACCGGGGCAGGGGUGAGAGGGGGGGGACUGCAUCGCGGAUUAUUUACAAUCUAUCGGUCUCGUAUAACCUCCGACCGAAAAUUUCGUGCGCGAAACUUUGACGCGAAGCGUCCUGGAAAUAAUAUUGUCGUGCGAUGGUUCGGUAAAAGUAAAAUAAACAGAGAAUCUUCGUCGCGAGUAUAAGAUAUUUCCUUCUGCCUGUGCGUAAUGGGACUAUACUGUAAACUUGUAAACACCUUGGACAGUAAUGCCAAGCCAUGAAUAAUGAUACGCAAAACGCCGUAAAAGUGAGAACGUUGUUAUGAAACUCUUAGACUUGUACCUUAAAUGGAAGUAUUAAGGAACAACUUUGAACGCUAUCAUUAAGAAUGGAUCACAUACAGGAAGUACGGCAGCUGGAAUUGCUGUGCAAGCAAUUGUAUGAGUCGCAAGAUUCGGCGCAUCGUGCAGAGGCAGAGAAAGCCCUCGUCGCUUUCCAAAAUGCACCGGAUACGCUUACAAAGUGCCAGCUCCUCUUGGACCGUGGGGAUUCUGCGUACGCUCAAUUACUGGCCGCCACCACUCUGACAAAACUGGUGUCACGUUCGGCGCAGGGACAGCUUACAACAACCCUCAGCUUACAACAGAGACUCGAUAUACGAAAUUAUGUACUCAAUUACUUAGCGACGCAACCAAAGUUACCAAAUUUUGUGAUACAGGCUUUGGUUACACUUUUUGCUAGGAUAUCAAAGCUUGGAUGGUUUGAUUCUGAUAAGGAGGAAUUUGUCUUCAGAAAUGUAGUCAGCGAUGUAGCCAAGUUUCUUCAGGGAUCAGUGGAGCAUUGUAUGAUAGGAGUACAGCUACUUUCUCAAUUGACAUGUGAGAUGAAUCAAAUAUCGGAAGCCGAUGCGAACAGAUCUCUGACAAAACAUAGAAGAAUAGCAAGUAGUUUUAGAGACACGCAACUAUUUGAAAUAUUUAGGCUAUCGUGUACCUUAUUAAGUACAGCCCGUGAAAAUUGUAAGAGUUUAAACUUCAAUGAUGAAGCACAGCAUGGAUUGAUAAGACAAUUGUUGAAACUUGCACAAAACUGUUUAACAUUCGACUUUAUCGGCACAUCGACUGAUGAGAGCUCCGACGAUCUUAAUACAGUACAAAUUCCAACAAGCUGGCGACCUGCAUUCUUGGAUUUCACUUCAUUGAAACUGUUCUUUGAUCUAUAUCACAGUUUACCUAAUACGUUAUCGUGCUUAGCACUUUCAUGUUUGGUUCAGAUAGCGUCUGUUAGAAGGAGCCUGUUCUCCAAUACCGAAAGAGCGAAAUUCCUGACACAUUUAGUCAAUGGUAUUAAGCAUAUACUACAGAAUCCUCAGGGUCUCAGCGAUCCAGGGAACUAUCACGAGUUUUGUAGAUUAUUAUCUCGACUGAAGAGCAAUUUCCAACUUGGCGAGUUGGUUCUGGUGGAAGAUUAUCCCGAAGCAAUAGCGCUAAUCGCGAAAUUUACGGUGCAGAGUUUACAAAUGUGGCAAUUUGCGCCCAACAGUUUGCACUAUCUCUUAACUCUCUGGCAAAGAAUGGUAUCGUCUAUGCCAUAUGUCAAGGCAGGUGAUCCACAUCUAUUAAAUACAUACACUCCGGAGGUGACGAAUGCGUACAUUACGUCGAGACUUGAAUCAGUAGCGGUAGUGGUCAGGGAGCGUCUGGAGGAUCCGUUGGAUGAUCUCGGAGUCGUUCAUCAUCAGCUGGAACAGAUAUCAGUCAUUGGUAGAUGCGAGUAUCAAAAGACAUGCACCCUAUUAGUUCAAUUGUUCGAUCAAGCAGCGAGAACUUAUCAGGAAUUAAUGGCACAAACAGUAUCGCCCACGCAACAAAUUGAUAUUGCAAUCCAGGAGGGACAACUCACAUGGCUUGUAUAUAUAAUUGGUGGUGUUAUUGGAGGAAGAGUUGCGUUUAACAGCAAUGAAGAGUUUGAUGCUAUGGAUGGAGAAUUAGUCUGUAGAGUGCUUCAAUUGAUGAAUCUGACUGAUUCGAGGCUUGCGCAGGGUGGCUGUGAGAAACUAGAACUGGCAAUGUUGAGUUUCUUUGAACAAUUUCGGAAAAUUUAUGUAGGCGAUCAAGUUCAAAAGAAUUCUAAAGUCUAUAGGAGAUUAUCUGAUGUGUUGGGUCUUAAUGAUGAAGCCAUGGUGCUUAGUAUUUUCAUUCGAAAGAUAAUAACAAAUUUGAAAUAUUGGGGUAGGAGUGAACAAAUAAUUUCUAAAACACUACAACUUUUAAAUGAUUUAUCUGUGGGUUAUAGCUGUGUUCGUAAACUUGUCAAAUUAGAAGAAGUACAAUUUAUGCUCAACAAUCAUACACGAGAACACUUUCCAUUUUUGGGAAACAAUGUUGCUGUAACAGAAAUGCGUUGUAGAUCAAUGUUUUACACAUCCCUCGGUAGACUAUUGAUGGUAGAUUUAGGUGAAGAUGAGGAGAGGUUCCAUACUUUCAUGUUACCUCUUACAGGUGCACUGGAGAGCCUCGGUCAAUUAAUGGGUGCUGCAGAUACACCCCUUUUUGCAGCAGAGGAAGCGAAGAAAGCGUUGAUUGGUCUAGCGCGGGAUCUUAGAGGCUUAGCUUAUGCAUUCAACACCAAGACAUCCUAUAUGAUGCUUUUCGAUUGGAUAUAUCCGAAUUACACGCCAAUUUUGUUACACGCUGUGGAACUGUGGCAUCACGAGCCGCAAGUGACAACGCCCGUCCUAAAGUUAUUCGCUGAGUUAGUACAAAAUAGGAGUCAACGAUUACAAUUCGACGCGUCGUCUCCGAAUGGGAUCUUGUUAUUCCGCGAGGCCAGCAAAAUAAUAUGUAGCUAUGGUAAUCACAUAUUAAACGUCGAAGUACCCAAGGAUCAGAUUUAUCCUUUAAAACUCAAAGGAAUAAGUAUAUGCUUUAGUAUGCUAAAGGCAGCCUUAUGCGGAAGUUAUGUAAAUUUUGGAGUGUUUAGGCUAUACGGCGACGAGGCGUUGGAUAAUGCCCUCAAUACCUUUGUCAAACUACUCCUUAGUAUUCCACAGAGUGAUCUAUUGCAUUAUCCGAAGCUGUCGGCAACAUAUUACUUGUUGCUUGAAUGUCUGGCUCAAGAUCAUAUGGUCUUUUUAUCCACUUUGGAACCUAGAGUUUUUCUCUACAUCCUCUCCAGUAUCAGCGAAGGCCUUACAGCACUAGAUACCAUGGUCUGUACUGGUUGCUGUGCAACUCUUGAUCAUAUUGUCACAUAUUUGUUCAAACAGCUUUAUCAGAAAGGAUAUCCAGGAAGGAAAAACGCAGUUGUUCCAGGAGGAGGAGAAUUAUUUUUGCAAGUUUUGAAACAGCAUCCUGAAAUACUUCAACAAAUCCUAAGUACUGUUUUAAAUGUGAUAAUGUUUGAGGAUUGUAGGAAUCAAUGGAGCAUGUCUCGCCCUUUGUUAGGUCUCAUAUUGUUAAAUGAAGAAUAUUUUAAUCAAUUAAGGGAAAAUAUUAUUAGAAGUCAGCCUGUUGACAAACAAGCAGCAAUGGCGCAGUGGUUUGAAAAUUUAAUGAAUGGCAUUGAAAGAAAUUUACUCACAAAAAAUAGGGAUAGGUUUACACAAAAUUUAUCAAUGUUUAGAAGAGACAUAAAUGACGCCCUAAAAGGACCUAAUAUAUCAAAUUCAGUCAGUGAUAUGAUGACAUCGUAGUAAUACUGCUCUCUUUCUCUCUCUCUCUCUCUAAGUUAGAUUCUUCUAGGUUCUUGCCUGCCAAAUGCUUGAAUGUGUGUGCGAGUGAAAAUCUAAAUUAAUGGUGAAAUUAAGAUUAUUGCUUUAGAUGAGUAUAAAGAUAAUAAAUACUACCGUUUUGUAUACAUGAGCAUUAUUGCUUGGCUUCCUAUUCUUCUUAAUUUAAUCUUUUUAGCUGCUUAAUUAGUUGUAAACAUCGCAUAUUGGUUCGUGUGAUAACAAUAAAAUUUACAUUAUAUUAUUUCCUUUCUCAU